AUGUCUUUUGUUUCUGGCGACAACGUCGCAAUAAGACGGCAGAUCUUCAAUUCGAUCCUGCUGCUCUGUGCUUUUGUCGGCCUGCCUCUGUGGUAUGUCACCACGUCUGUGCACCGCGCGGAGCUUCCUGCUGCCCAGAUAUACAGCCUGUCGUCCCAGCUGUCGUCGUUCGUCAGUUACGAGAUCCCCGUGUACGUGGAGGUUGCCGCAACUGCCUCAGGCGUGGUUGCCGAAGCACAGCAGCAUUUGGACGCAUUGGUGAAGUCCUACGACCUUCCAAUCUCGUGGAACAUUGUCCUCAGACAGGGCCCUGGAGGACCCAGCGACUACAAGGUGGAGCUUGUGAUGGAUGAGGAGGCGGAUAAAGUGUACGUCUCCCCGUUCGAGGACCGCAAAAUCAAGCUAUACACGUCACCUACGGUGAUCAGCAACAACAAAAUUGCAGACCUAGUUGCGCGCACCUUGGUGCAGGACGUGUUUGCAGACGAGAUCGAGAUGUUCGCGCGCUACGACCAGCCGGCAUCGGCAAUAAAAAUGCCCUACUCGCCCAAAUACCACGUCACUCUGUCGCUGUUACAGGGUGGCAACGACCCCAUCGCCUGGAACAUCGAGCAGGCCGCUCCUCUGUUCGAGAACUACCUGCACAGUCUGUCACCGUACGCGAACUUCACGCUUGAUUCGCAGGUCCAGCAUUACGAAAAACUCUCCGACAAUACAGCAUUGCGGUACGACGACGACCACAAGGCGUUUCUGCUCAAAGAGGCCGACACGUCCACAUUUAUCGACUACUCAGAGUGGGGCCUCGACCAGAACACAAAGUCGGUGCCGGUGAUCAACUUUGUGGCAUACGUUCCUGCGGCGGCCGUGCGGCCUAUUCUGAUUGAAAAUUCGGUGUCAAAUUCCUUCAUCGUGCCUCAAUGGGGAGGCGCAGCAAUCCUGAACACCGAUAAGCAGGUGCUCGAGUACGACGACCUGCUGCCCGUGAUGGAGAUCUUUGCUUCGCAGCUGUUCCAGCUGGUGGGGGCGCCUUCCAAGCCGAAGUCGCCAACAAUCAGAACCGACAUCCUCACCAGAGUCCAAUCGUUGCACAACAUGCACAAGUCGAUCGACAACCUCAUCUCUCUGUGCAAGCUGUGUCAGCAAUUACCUAAUAUAAGUGUUCCUGACAGCACGCGUGAACAAGUGGAACAGGCCAUACAGACAAUAAUAGAAGCUGCAGCCGCAGCCAAAAACGGCAAUUGGGGCUUUGCCAACUCUCUGGCAGCCAAGGCUUAUGUGCUAUCGGACAAGGCCUUCUUCCAAAAGGAUAUGGUACAGCAGAUGUAUUUCCCGGAGGAGCACAAGAUGGCCGUGUACACUCCGUUGCUUGGACCCUUUGCCACGAUAAUGUUGCUGGGUCUUAUUCGGCUGGUCAACGAGGAACGUGGGAAUGCGAAACCCAAAGAGGCGUAAAAUAGUCGUUGCGCUGAUUGUGUCCAGGUUUUGUUUCAAGCCGCAGGUCCGCGUAAAAGAAAAAAAAAAAAACCUGUCCCAGGCGGCCUAAGCGAAACAAUUAUAUAAAUUUUCCAGUCUGCUAGUGUAUUUGAUAUCCAAAUGUUAUUAUCGACGGUCCGCCAGCGGGCGCGUCUCAACUCCACGUAUCUUGUACGUGCAGCUGUUAUUCUUCUUGUUUUCGUUGGGCUGGCAAAUGUCUUCUGGAUCAAGAGUUCUUCCGCUCCGAAACCACAAGAAGUUCAUCAGGCGAUCGACACAGAGAACACAAAACACGAAAACGCCACGAUUCUGAGUCUGUGUCGGAACGAGGAUCUGAACGGGAUCAUCACGUCAAUCCAAAAUCUGGAGGACCGUUUCAACCGCAAUUUCAAGUAUGACUGGGUGUUCCUCAACAAUGUCCCCUUUUCGGAGGAAUUCAAGACAAAGGUUUCCAGCAUGGUGUCUGGCGAGGCGAAAUUUGGCCUCAUUCCUGAGGAGCACUGGUCGUACCCUUCGUUUAUAGAUCAGGAAAAAGCCAAGCAGGAGCGCGAGCGGCUGGCCAGCAUGGGAAUCAUUUACGCCGAUUCUGAGAGUUAUAGACAUAUGUGCCGGUUCAACUCGGGCUUUUUUUACAAGCACCCGCUCUUGCAGCAGUACAAAUACUACUGGCGCGUGGAGCCGGACGUGGAUUUCUACUGUGACGUCGACUACGACCCGUUCAGGCUGAUGCGCGAACAGCAGAAAAUAUACGGCUUCACCAUCUCGAUCUACGAGUUCAGAGCCACGAUAGCUUCGCUGUGGGACACGGUGAGGGCGUUUCUGAGUAUGAAUCCGGAGGCACAGCACUCCAACUCUCUCGUGGACUUCAUCUCGGACGACAGCGGCGUCUCGUACAACUUGUGCCACUUCUGGUCGAAUUUCGAGAUCGCAGACAUGGAUUUCUGGCGAUCCCAGUUGUACGAGGACUUUUUCAACUAUCUGGACGCUUCGGGAGGCUUUUUCUACGAGCGCUGGGGAGACGCGCCUGUGCACUCGAUCGCCGUGUCGCUGUUUGUCGACCGCGACAAGAUCCACUUCUUCGACGACAUAGGGUACAACCACGGAGUGUACUCGAUGUGUCCGCUGGACGACAAAGUGUGGAUCAACAACCGAUGCAGCUGCAACAAGGACUCGGACUUCACGUUCCGCGGCUAUUCGUGCGGCCAGCGGUACUACAAGGUCACGAAUCGCGCGCUGCCUCCGAACUGGAAAGCUUAUGCGGAUCUAUAGCUUUUUUUAGCAAUCGCCAAGAACCUAGCACGAAGCCGCACACUGAUUCUCCAUCGUAGCAGAAGGUGCUUUUUUUUCCACCCUCCUCGACACGCCGCACGUGCACCAGGAACACAACCUUCUAAGCCCGCGUUCCUGGCGUGCUGGCCGGUCCAAGG
Molecule: messenger RNA, 2900 nt
Organism: Ogataea polymorpha
Lineage: Eukaryota; Fungi; Ascomycota; Pichiomycetes; Pichiales; Pichiaceae
Exons: 1
Coding region: 1-1452 (483 amino acids)
Biological process (GO): attachment of GPI anchor to protein
Cellular component (GO): GPI-anchor transamidase complex
Source: RefSeq, a predicted model, not a curated record